Messenger RNA from Adineta ricciae, 1176 nucleotides. The record is from the annotation of a GenBank genome assembly. NCBI's taxonomy places the organism in Eukaryota, Metazoa, Rotifera, Eurotatoria, Adinetida, Adinetidae.
AUGGCGAAACGUCGUGAAAGCAGAACAUCUCAAAAAUCGCAUGAAGAUGACCUUCGACUUGAAAAUGCACUAGAAGGUAAAGAACAACCGAUCUAUAAUGUUCCUCAACAAUACAAUGGCCUACCUGUAAUUAAUGUCCCCCAACGACGAUUUGGUCCUCCACCGAUCGAUAAGCAAUCGGAAGAAUACCGGGUUCAUCUCGAACAAAUGGAGUACAUCAACAAGCACAGUGAAUUAAAACCAAGAUUUGAUUCGAUGCUUACACAUCGUUUGAUGCAAACAGUUCACGGUGAUCAAAGACAUCCUCAACAUCCAUAUCAAGAUGUCUAUUUACUCACCUAUGAUCAAGCCUAUAUACAUGCGUUUUUGCUGUUGCAUGAAAACAGUCAUGAGCAUUAUACAUAUUUGAUCUGUCAUGGAAUUAGUCAUCAAAUCGAAGAUUUGAGCUCAAUCGCCGAUCGAUUUUUUCGUGAUUUCGGAAAUGUUCUAAUUAUCGACUAUCGAGGCUUCGGAAACUCUCCCGGAAAACAAUCCGAACGUGGUGCUUAUAUAGAUGUUCAAACAGCAUUCGAUUAUCUAUUAACAUUAGAUACGAUCGAUCGAAAACGAAUUGUAGUUUACGGUGUUAGUAUGGGUGUUGCUUUGGUUAUUCAACUGGCAACUGAACCACAUAAUUCCGAACGUAUUCAUGCGUGUAUCCUAGAAAACGGUUUUACAUCGUUUCAGGCUGCUGCAUCGGAAAGAUCUAUUGUAGCGAAACUAUUACCAUCGAGGGUAUUCUCUGUAGGAAUGCGAUCGAUUGAUAAAGUUCAUGAAUUUCAUGUACCUGUCAUGUAUUUAAUCGGCCUCAACGAUCGAAUGAUUCAUCCGAAGAACACAAAGCAACUUUAUGAAGCCACAGUCAAUUCAAAACAUUGUCGACUAGAGAUCUAUGCAGAUGCUGGACACACCAAUGUGAAAGAUAUGCCGGACUAUAUCAAGCGAUCGUAUCGGCCAUUUAUGAAAGCAGUGUGGAAAGUCCAUCAUCCCGAUGAUGCAAUUCCACAGCCACCCAUUUUAGUCAUUGAUCAUGGGAAAAGUCGAACUGUUAGCGUCGAUGACUAUUUAGACGAACAAGUGUAUCAUGUACCAUCAACAGAUCUUUCUUCAUGUUCAUUUCUUUUCUGUCAAAAAUAA